This is a messenger RNA of Sinocyclocheilus rhinocerous, 1549 nucleotides long. RefSeq names its product gastrula zinc finger protein XlCGF7.1-like. The transcript is spliced from 3 exons. Gene Ontology annotation, cellular component: nucleus. The record is from RefSeq and is a predicted model, not a curated record. Gene Ontology annotation, molecular function: DNA-binding transcription factor activity, RNA polymerase II-specific; RNA polymerase II cis-regulatory region sequence-specific DNA binding. Lineage: Eukaryota; Metazoa; Chordata; Actinopteri; Cypriniformes; Cyprinidae. The coding region runs from base 151 to 1245 and encodes 364 amino acids. Gene Ontology annotation, biological process: regulation of transcription by RNA polymerase II.
CUGAGCUGCUGCUGCUUCAGAGGACUUUAAUUCUGCUCUGCGGCGUGACGUCAUAAGCCUGCGCGCGCGCUCCCGCGUCUGAUGUGAUUCGGCUCAAGAGAGAGAAACUCCCGCUGAAGCGACUGAGAGCCUCGUGACACACUUAUAAAGAUGGCGUUUAUUAAAGAGGAGACUGAAGACUUCAGGAUUGAAGAAGUGUUCAGUCUGAAACAAGAAGACACUGAGGAACAAACAGACCAGCUGGUGCUGAAAGAGGAGAAUCAAGAUCCGAAUGAAAUGGAACAGACAGAUCAGAAUGAGAAACACCAUGAUUUCAUAACUGGUGAAAAAGCCACACAGUCUAAAACGGCUUCUAUACGAAAAAGAGCUCAGAAAACCAAAUCUAACAGCUCUUUCACCUGCCAUCAGUGUGGAAAGAGCUUUGCUCAACAAAACUUCAAAAGGCACAUGAGAAUUCACACUGGAGAGAAGCCUUACACCUGCCAACAGUGUGGAAGGAGUUUCACUCAAAAAGCAGCCCUUCAAAAUCACAUGAGAACUCACUCGGGAGAGAAGCCAUUCACCUGCCAACAGUGUGGAAAGAGUUUCACUCUAAAAGCAGCCCUUCAAAAUCACAUGAGAACUCACUCGGGAGAGAAGCCAUUCACCUGCCAACAGUGUGGAAAGAGCUUUGCUCAUCAAGUAACCUUUAAAAGGCACAUGAGAACUCACUCGGGAGAGAAGCCAUUCACCUGCCAACAGUGUGGAAAGAGCUUUGCUCAACAAGUAACCUUUAAAAAUCACAUGAGAGCUCACUCGGGAGAGAAGCCAUGCACCUGCCAACAGUGUGGAAAGAGUUUCCCUUCAAAACAAAACCUUAAAGUCCACAUGAGAGUUCACACUGGAGAGAAGCCUUACACCUGCCAACAGUGUGGAAAGAGUUUCCCUUCAAAACAAAACCUUAAAGUCCACAUGAGAGUUCACACUGGAGAGAAGCCUUACACCUGCCAACAGUGUGGAAAGAGUUUCCCUUCAAAACAAAACCUUAAAGUCCACAUGAGAGUUCACACUGGAGAGAAGCCUUACACCUGCCAACAGUGUGGAAAGAGUUUCCCUUCAAAACAAAACCUUAAAGUCCACAUGAGAGUUCACACUGGAGAGAAGCCUUACUCUUGCAAGUAUUGUGGGAAGAGUUUCGCAAAUGCGUACUCCUGUAACUACCACAUGAGAAUUCACACUGUUCAUUCAACAUUCAACAGUAAGUAAAGAAAUACAUGCAAAGAAACAGAUUCAUGAAGGCUCACGGCCAGUUCAGCACACAAGACAAAAGUAAAAAACACCAGUUAUGAAAGUUUAUGAACAACAGGUGCAACGGUCACAUAAAUUCCGCCAAGUUUUUUAAUGGUUGUAAUGAAAAUUUGACAAUUCUUCCACCGUGCAGUUUCGCUAGUAAACUGUAAGUAGUUUUCCUAAUUGCUUUAUCUCAGUAAUUGCUCACUACCAGUUUGUGUGCGCAUGCUAUUUGCCAUGUUGUGACAGAUCGCUAGAUCAGUUACAAGAGCAAAACAAG